UGUCUGCUGGAGGAGGCACUGCACCUUCUGAAGGUCACCUUGGUAUGGGAGGCCACUUGCUGGGUGGGAGUCCCAACUGCUGGAGACGGGGUUCCUGGGCAUAUUUUUGUGCCCUCUGUGGACGCUGUCAAGGCUGCCCAGGCACACGCCCCCAUCCCAAAUCGUCGUGUGGGGCUUCCGGUGGCUGAUCUUCCGGAUCAUGCUCGGAGCAGGCCUGAUCAAGAUCCGGGGAGACCAGUGCUGGCGCGACCUCAACUGCAUGGACUUCCACUAUGAGACCCAGCCGGUGCCCAACCCUCUGGCCUACUACCUGCACCACCUGCCCUGGUGGUUCCACCGCGCCGAGACGCUCAGCACCCACUUCCUGGAGCUCCUGGUGCCCUUCUUCCUCUUUCUCGGGCGGCAGAUGUGCGUGUUGCACGGAGCACUGCAAGUGCUAUUCCAGGUGGUCCUCAUUGCCAGCGGGAACCUGAGCUUCCUGAACUGGCUGACCAUUGUGCCCAGCCUCGCCUGCUUCGAUGAUGCCACCCUGGGCUUCCUUUUCCCCUCGGGGCCGGGUGGCCUGAAGGAUCGAGUCCUGAGGAUGCAGCGGGAGGACCCAGGUGCCCAGCCAGAGAAAAGAUACGGCUGCCUGGUGCGGCGCACAGUCAACCUGGCCCUGGGUGUCCUGGUCGCCUGGCUCAGCAUCCCUGUGGUUCUCAACCUACUGAGUGCCCGACAGGUCAUGAACACCUCCUUCAGCCCCCUCAGGAUCGUCAACACCUACGGUGCCUUCGGAAGCAUCACCAAGGAACGGACAGAGGUAGUCCUGCAGGGCACAGCUAGUGCCAACGUCAGCGCCCCCGGCGCCGUGUGGGAGGACUAUGAGUUCAAGUGCAAGCCAGGUGACCCCAAACGCCGGCCUUGCCUCACCUCCCCCUACCACUACCGCCUUGACUGGCUCAUGUGGUUCGCUGCCUUCCAGACCUACGAGCAGAACGAGUGGAUCCUCCACCUGGUGGGCAAGCUCCUGGCCAACGACCCCGAGGCCAGGUCCCUGCUGGCACUCAACCCCUUUGAGGGCCGGGCUCCCCCCAGGUGGGUCCGCGGAGAGCACUACAGGUACAAGUUCAGCCGCCCCGGGGGCAGACAUGCUGCAGAGGGCAAGUGGUGGGUCCGGAGGAGGAUUGGCCCCUACUUCCCACCGCUCAGCCACGAGGACCUCAGGGCCUACUUCAGGGCACGGGGGUGGCCCUCCCCGGAGCCCAGCUAUGCGAGUGCGGAGAAAUAAAGGUCUGGAUCCCAGCCCCCA
Carlito syrichta (Philippine tarsier) is the source of this 1291-nucleotide messenger RNA. It is a transcript of the gene LMF1, whose product is annotated as lipase maturation factor 1. Gene Ontology annotation, cellular component: endoplasmic reticulum membrane. The record is from RefSeq and is a predicted model, not a curated record. Lineage: Eukaryota; Metazoa; Chordata; Mammalia; Primates; Tarsiidae. Gene Ontology annotation, biological process: protein maturation. The coding region runs from base 200 to 1270 and encodes 356 amino acids. The transcript is spliced from 9 exons.